Molecule: messenger RNA, 1806 nt
Organism: Perognathus longimembris pacificus (Pacific pocket mouse)
Lineage: Eukaryota; Metazoa; Chordata; Mammalia; Rodentia; Heteromyidae
Product: 28S ribosomal protein S35, mitochondrial-like
Biological process (GO): mitochondrial translation
Cellular component (GO): mitochondrial small ribosomal subunit
Molecular function (GO): structural constituent of ribosome
Source: RefSeq, a predicted model, not a curated record
AUGGCCGGACGCGUUGUUAUUUAUCGUGGCAGUCAGCAGCAGACAGAAAUGACCGUUACACCUGACGUGGCCUAUUCACCUUUGACUGGGAGCUUGGAGAAAGAGAUAUGUGUUGAAACUGGGUUAUAUUAUCAUCAGUCAGAGAAAACCACCAAAGUGGCUAAUCAACUUUGCUAUCCAGAGAAAAGUCUCCAGUCAAACAUAUGUUCAUGCCAUGUCUAUUCCAUGGUGGAUUUCAGUUUGGAAGAAGCCUCCAGAGCCUGCAUCGAGUCUUUCGUUAACCUCCUCCAAAAUGAAAUACAGUCGGUAAAUAUUUACUGCACACCUGUAAAGUGCCAGAAAUAUGAAGAUGGCCAGGAAAUCAUUCUGAACAUGAAGAAGAAAAUGGUUCAGAGGGGCUACGGCAAGGACUUCACCGGGGAGCCUACUGUCCUAGUUAUGUGUGAGAAUGAAGAAGAAGGCAGAGAAGGAGAUAGAACCUAUACAAGGAUGCUCACAAGGGGACCAUUCAAGACACCAUUAAAAACCAGGCCUCACAUUCAUAUUCAGAGGAGAAUAAUUUACUCCCCAGGGGGCUUUAACGAUUCUUCAUAUUUUGCAUGGGUUGAUCUGUAUGAGAAAUGCCAGCACCUUCCCUCAGUGCCUGCGCUUGCAGCGGCUGGCCAAGACCCAGCGCCCCUUCCCCACUGCCCGGGAAGCUCGGCUGCUUCUACUGCGGUACCGUGCGCGUACAACCCAGAGAGACACCCAGGGGUGACAGGCAAAGGAGAAGAAAGGCCCUGCCUGCCUCCCAGGACCAGGAAGAUGGCAGUUGACCAGGGCUGGCCUAGUGUUUACCCCGUGGCAGCGCCAUUCAAACCCUCUGUGGUGCCUCUUCCUAUUCGAAUGGGUUAUCCUAAAUUAAAAAAAAAAGGUGUGCCACUGGCAAAAGAGGGAAAUCUAGAACGCUUGAAGAUCCCCAACUUCCUUCAUUUGACUCCUGUAGCAAUCAAGAAGCACUGUGAUGCUCUUAAAGAUUUCUGCACUGAGUGGCCAGCUGCACUAGACAGGGAUGAGAAAUGUGAGAAGCAUUUUCCCAUUGAGAUUGACACCAUUGAUUAUGUGUCCUCAGGACCGUCCAUCCGGAACCCCAAAGCCAGAGUGGUAACAUUAAGGGUGAAACUUUCCAGUUUGAAUAGAGAUGAUCAUGCAAAGAAGAAACUUAUUAAACUUGUAGGAAACCGAUAUUGCAAGACCACAGAUAUACUCAAAACAGAGAGGCGCCCUUUAAAGAGACAGAAUUAUGAUUAUGCAAUGUACCUGCUAACGGUUUUAUACCAUGAGUCUUGGAAAACUGAGGAAUGGGAAAAAAGUAAGGCAGAAGCAGGCAUAGAUGAGUAUGUAUGGAAUAAUAGCUCCUCGGAAAAAAAAAAUGUCCUAGAGACACUGCGGCAAAUUAGAGCUGCAGAGAAAGAUGGGGAAGCAACAAGGGAAGAGCUGCUGGGCGCCAAGGAAGGCAAAGAGUACCAGAAGUGUGUUGUGAGCCUGAAGAAUGGGGAGAAUGAGGCCACCCUCUCCCAGUACAAAGAAUCAGUGAAGAAACUAUUAAAUUUGACAUGAAGAGUGAAGCAGAAAAUAGACUUUGAUUUAUAGAUUUUAGGACCCAGGUAAUCAGUAUCUAAUGAAAAGAUUGAAAAAUCACAAUUUUUUUUUUUUGUCAGCACUGAAGUUAAUCCCACCCAGCCAGGUGCUGGUGCUCACACACAAUCCUGCCUAUUCAGGAGGCUGAGAUCUGAAAGAAAAAAUCCAUUAGAAUCUUCAUUUCUA